CACACACGAACAUACGACAACACACAAAUACAAAUACAUAUUGUAGCUGUGACGCAGCAGCAGCAGCAGAAGCAGCGAAAAAAGCAAAAAGCACCUGCAAAAGCGGCACGAGACCAAGCGACCGGCUCCCAGUGCAGCUGUCAUAGCGCAAUAAGACGACAACAACAACAACUACACGCAAGACACAAUACAACUACAGCACACACAGCCACACGCACACUUGUUGCAGGGAGAGUGUGCGAGAGCAAGCGGGAGAGCAGCAGAGACAACUAAGCGAGAGAACGAGCAAGGGCGAGCGUGUGAGAGCGUGUGUGAGAGAGAGAGCCGCUGACUCUCUGUAUAAAGUGCCUAAGCAGUUGGCUAUCAACGUUCAUUGCCGUCGUACUUACAAGACUCAAAGAUGGUCAAGGAGAAGCCCAACUCAACGCGCAUCUAUGAUAAGGAUGGCUUCAGGAGACGCGCCGCCUGCAUUUGUGUACGCGCCGAGAACGAAGCAGAGGUGCUGCUGGUGACUUCUUCGCGGCGUCCAGAACUGUGGAUUGUGCCGGGCGGAGGUGUCGAACCGGAGGAGGAACCUCCAGUAACCGCUGUGCGCGAGGUGCUUGAGGAAGCGGGCGUCGUUGGCAGCCUGGGACGCUGUUUGGGUGUCUUCGAGAAUAACGAUCACAUGCAUCGAACGGAGGUGUUUGUUAUGAAUGUCACCCAGGAGCUGGACGAAUGGGAGGAUUCGCGCAGCAUUGGACGCAAGCGUCAAUGGUUUACGAUCGACGAUGCCUUGUCACAGCUGGCGCUGCACAAGCCCACCCAGCAGCAUUAUCUGAUGCAGCUGCAGCUCUCGAAGACGCUGGAGAAUGCCAAUACGCCCGGUCGGGUAGUGAAUGCCACGCAUCCGCCCAUUUUGACCAAUGCUGCCUCGGCGGCAGCAUCGCCGACAACGGCAUAAGCUUGAAUACACAAGGAAUUAUCACACACACACACACCCACACACAUAAACACCAACUGUCACACUAAACACACACACUCAACACAUUUUGACAUUUUGGAAAUUUACAAUUAGACAGGCAGUAAACUCAUUAUUUUUCGGUAUGUUUAAAAUCAUUUACCUCUCCCCCCGCUCUCCUCCAUUUGGAAGCACGAGCUUCCUUUUUCUUCGAGUUAUGUUUAAGUCUAGCGCUUCAUUUAUGUUUUUUUAGAAACUGUAUUGAAAACAAUAUGUAUGUACUUUAAAUAAGAGCAAAAACAAAAAACGAAAUUGAUAACAAAAACAUAAGGAAAUGAUACUAAAUUAACGAGAAUGAAACAAACAUAUAAUAAUUUUUGAGCGCAUAGGGCACUUUUUGCAAAAACGAUUACGAAAUACGUGUACUAACAGAAAUUAUAAUGAUAUCUAUUAGAUUUUUCUACUCUUUUUUAUAAUUUACUCAAAAGAACGUCUUGAUUAUUGUAAUAAACAAUUGGAAAUGGCUUUAAAGAAGCGCUAAAAUUGAUUAACCUAUGCUAAGCGGCCUAAACAAUAGUAAUAAACAAAGAGAAAAACAAUAUAUAUAUAUAUUAUAAAAUAAAUGAAAUUAAUAUCAACACACGAGAAGCGAAAUUAAACGAAACAAUUUCGUUGUAAAUCUGCCACAGUUAAACAAUUUCAACUUUGUUUGCAGAUCCUUAGCGAACUAAACUAAUAUAAUUAACAAACGUUGCCUAUGCAAAAAGAUUAAAAAAAAUUAAAACACAAAAUAUAAAAAAGAAAUAAAAAGAAUUAUAGGUUAUGCCGUAUGUGAACUUAAAAGUCUUGCAGCGCAGCCAUAACAAAAACGUUAACUUAUUGUAAUAAAAAAAAUUUGAAAUUAGUGAAACCAGAAAACAAGAUUAAUACAUAACAAAAAAGAAAACAACUAAUUAAACUAUAUACUAACAAUAAGUUAUGUGCACGCUGUACUUUUCAAAAAUACAAAGCAAACAACAAGAAAAAGAAAAUCGAUAAAAAAAUAUAUAUAAAUAAAAACGAUAAACAUAUAAAAAGAAAACAACAACUUAAAAUGUCAAUGUGAUAAAAGCUAAUCAACACUUUUAUGUAACUCUUUUGGAAUACACUUACUUUGGGCACAUUCAAAGACAAAGCAAAAUUUUAAUUCAAGUUUUAACGCUCAAAAUUGAUUGAUUUUCAAUGAAAUUUCGAAAUAAGUUGCAAAAGAUCAGAAAGGCAUGCCACAAAUUGUUGCAAAUUCAAUGAACAAUUUUUGAAUGGAAAGUCAAA
Drosophila albomicans is the source of this 2251-nucleotide messenger RNA. RefSeq names its product diphosphoinositol polyphosphate phosphohydrolase 3-alpha (gene Aps). Lineage: Eukaryota; Metazoa; Arthropoda; Insecta; Diptera; Drosophilidae. Gene Ontology annotation, biological process: diphosphoinositol polyphosphate metabolic process; adenosine 5'-(hexahydrogen pentaphosphate) catabolic process; diadenosine pentaphosphate catabolic process. Bases 401 to 943 code for a protein of 180 amino acids. The transcript has 4 exons. Gene Ontology annotation, cellular component: nucleus; cytoplasm. Gene Ontology annotation, molecular function: diphosphoinositol-polyphosphate diphosphatase activity; bis(5'-adenosyl)-pentaphosphatase activity; bis(5'-adenosyl)-hexaphosphatase activity. The record is from RefSeq and is a predicted model, not a curated record.